AUGAUUUCCAAGUUUGUUCCUGUUUUCGCAUUCUUGGCGGUAGCUCACUGUCGUCCCGGACUCCAACAAGUCUACCAGGCGCCUGCAUUGCUGAAAGCCGCCCCAGCAGCCAUCAUUCAACCAGCUCCAUUGUUCACCGAGCCAGCUCUGCUAGCACGGAAAGAGAUCUACGCCUAUGAUGCUAAUCCACAGUACAAUUUUGCCUAUGAUGUGAAAGAUACUCUCACUGGGGACUACAAGAGUCAGCAAGAGAUCCUCGAGGGUGGUGUAGUUAAAGGACAAUACAGCCUCUUGGAAGCCGAUGGAAGGCAGAGAAUUGUCAACUACUAUGCUGAUCCAAUUAAUGGAUUUAAUGCUGAUGUGAAGUAUGCUGGUGCUGCUAUUGCUGCCCCACAGCCAGCUCUAGUCAAAACUAUUGCUGCUCCAGCUAUUUUGAAGACUUCUUAUGCUCCUGCAUACGCAGCCCCGGCAGCUAUUGCUGCUCCAGCUCUUAUCAAGACUGCCCCAGCAGCCAUUUCUGCUCCUGCUUUGGCUCCAGCACUCAUCAAAACUGCACCUGCUCUUGCACCAACCCUUAUUAAGGCUGCUCCUGCUAUCUCUUAUGCACAAACCCUAACUCCAGCCUUGACGACCUACACGAAAACUUUGGCUCCAGCUUUGGCUCCUGCUUAUGCGCCAGCUUUGGCCCCAGCUUUAACGACCUACACGAAAACCUUGGCUCCAGCCUACGCCACAGCUCUCCCCUACACUGCCACAAGUAUUGUCAAAUACUAA
Lutzomyia longipalpis is the source of this 774-nucleotide messenger RNA. Its product is annotated as cuticle protein 21-like. The coding region runs from base 1 to 774 and encodes 257 amino acids. NCBI's taxonomy places the organism in Eukaryota, Metazoa, Arthropoda, Insecta, Diptera, Psychodidae. The transcript has 2 exons. Gene Ontology annotation, cellular component: extracellular matrix. The record is from RefSeq and is a predicted model, not a curated record.